Messenger RNA from Gilbertella persicaria, 381 nucleotides. RefSeq lists its product as uncharacterized. NCBI's taxonomy places the organism in Eukaryota, Fungi, Mucoromycota, Mucoromycetes, Mucorales, Choanephoraceae. Bases 6 to 359 code for a protein of 117 amino acids. The record is from RefSeq and is a predicted model, not a curated record. The transcript has a single exon.
UUUCAAUGAUAAAGACACUCUUUCAAAUACUUGUUGUUAAUUUUGGUUUAUUUUUUCAGUCAACUACGGUUGUUUUGACACAACUAUUUUCAUUAUGUAUCUAUCCAUUUUCUUAUGACUAUUAUCGUAUGUUUAUUGGCUAUACGAUGCGUAUGUGGUCUCAAAACUUGGUGGCUAUUGUCCAAUGGUUUGCUCCUGCUGAUAUUGUAUUUACAGUGGAUCCUAGUUGUGGGUCUAUCGUCAAGAAAGACGAACAAGGCCAUACUCGACUCGUAUUACCUCAACGCGCUAUUUUUACAGCUAAUCACCAAGUAAGCAACCGUUGCUAUGGUAUAUCUUCACUCACCCACCCUUUUUAGAUUUAUGCAGAUUGGAUUUAUA